AUAAGGACAGAAUCAGUGAGAAGUGCAGUUCUGCUCUCUAUUCCCUGUUUUGUUUGCUUCAGGUUCAUAAUUUAUGCAGGCAGGGAAGUGAAAAGAUGCUAUUGGAUAUUUCUACAGGCAGUGAUUGAAACUUGGUUAUUUUUGAUCUGUGCUCUCUCCACCCAGUAGCUGUUAUCAUCCACCACCAUCCUCAUAGCUGUGAAUUUGUAACGUUGUACUGUACCUGCUACCCAGUUUCCCUUAAUAUCUGUCGGCAGCCAGGAAGAGAAAGCAAGGUUUUCAUUCUGUGCGUUCCGAAAAGGAAAAAAUAAGGAAAACCUUUGCUUGCUGCCUUUUUUUUUUUUUCUUAAAUUGCUCAAGAUUAUAUUCAUCUUUGUAAUUACAGAUAGAGAGGGAAUGUAAGAGGUGGAAAGCUGUGGAAGAAAAAAAAGAACCAGCUAGCAAGAAUUUUCUUUUCCUGGUUUGUAAACGAUGCUGCUGUAAUUCUAUCUGCAUUUUUUGUUGUUGGUUUUUAUUUUUUUUUUUUUUUUUCCUACUCAUUCACCACUCAGCAGCUGGUAGGGAAUUAAGACUGCCUGGCAACCACCUGCAGAGCUGCAGAGAUGAAUUACAUUUUCGGAAAUAACACACUCCUCUAUUCUCGCGCCAGUCGAGGCAACACUGGCUCCAGCCACAGCUCUGUAGGCCCCAAACAGAAGCAGUGGGCAAAGAAAGGCUCAACAGAUGAGUUACGGACUGAGCCUUCCCGGUGGCAGCAGAUAGUGGCAUUUUUCACUCGGAGACAUGCGUUCAUUGACUGCAUUUCUGUUGCUGCCAGCUCCACCCAGCCCACAGAAGCUGUUCCUUCCUCUUCUCCCAUUGUCCCUGUGAUCCCUGUCCCACCAGUCCCUGCUGAGACCAUCCCAUCCACCAUACCACAGGCAAAUCCCCCCCCAGUGCUGGUGAAUACAGAUUCUUUGGAGACUUCAACAUAUGUCAAUGGCACAGAUGCAGAUUACGAGUAUGAAGAAAUUACUCUUGAAAGGGGAAAUUCAGGACUUGGAUUUAGCAUUGCAGGUGGUACAGACAACCCACAUAUUGGGGAUGAUGCAAGUAUUUUCAUUACAAAAAUUAUUGCUGGGGGUGCAGCUGCACAGGAUGGAAGAUUACGGGUUAACGAUUGUAUCCUACGAGUAAAUGAGGUGGAUGUUCGGGAUGUGACACACAGCAAAGCAGUGGAGGCAUUGAAAGAAGCGGGAUCAAUCGUACGACUGUAUGUCAAAAGAAGAAAACCAGUCACAGAAAAAAUAGUGGAAAUCAAACUUGUGAAAGGCCCCAAAGGUCUUGGUUUCAGUAUUGCUGGUGGUGUAGGAAAUCAGCAUAUACCUGGGGACAACAGCAUUUAUGUAACCAAAAUCAUCGAAGGUGGGGCAGCACAUAAAGAUGGCAAACUUCAGAUUGGAGACAAACUUUUAGCUGUCAACAGUGUUUGCUUAGAAGAAGUUACUCAUGAAGAAGCAGUGACUGCCUUAAAAAACACAUCUGACUUUGUUUAUCUGAAGGUUGCAAAACCCACCAGCAUGUUCAUGAAUGACAGUUAUGCCCCUCCUGACAUCACAAACUCUUAUUCUCAGCCAGUGGAUAACCAUAUCAGUCCAUCUGCCUACCUGGGACAGUCCCUGCCCCCAGCAUCACCAGGGAGAUAUUCACCAAUUCCCAAAGGAAUGCUUGGAGAUGAUGAGAUUACCAGGGAGCCUAGAAAGGUCGUCCUACAUCGAGGAUCAACAGGUCUUGGUUUCAACAUUGUUGGAGGAGAAGAUGGAGAAGGAAUUUUCAUCUCUUUCAUCCUUGCAGGAGGGCCAGCUGACCUGAGUGGAGAGCUUAGGAAAGGAGAUCGUAUAAUUUCUGUAAAUGGAGUAGAUCUAAAAGCAGCAACCCAUGAACAGGCAGCAGCAGCCCUGAAGAAUGCAGGCCAAGCAGUGACUAUUGUAGCUCAGUACCGUCCAGAAGAAUACAGUCGUUUUGAAGCUAAAAUCCAUGAUUUACGGGAGCAGAUGAUGAACAGUAGCAUUAGUUCAGGAUCAGGAUCUUUGCGAACUAGCCAGAAGAGAUCCCUCUAUGUCAGAGCUCUUUUUGAUUAUGACAAGACUAAGGAUAGUGGCCUUCCAAGUCAAGGAUUGAACUUCAAAUUUGGCGAUAUUCUCCAUGUCAUUAAUGCUUCUGAUGAUGAAUGGUGGCAAGCGCGGCAGGUAACUCCAGAUGGAGAGAGUGAUGAAAUUGGAGUUAUCCCAAGCAAACGGAGAGUUGAGAAAAAGGAACGAGCCCGUUUGAAGACCGUGAAAUUCAACUCCAAAACAAGAGGAGAUAAAGGGGAGGUCCCUGACGACAUGGGAUCAAAAGGCCUGAAGCAUGUAACCUCUAAUGCCAGCGAUAGUGAAAGUAGUUACCUUAUCUUGAUUACAGAUGAGUACGGUUGUUCAAAAGGUGGCCAGGAGGAAUAUGUGUUGUCAUACGAACCAGUCAAUCAACAAGAAGUCAGUUACACUCGACCUGUGAUUGUUUUGGGACCCAUGAAAGACAGAAUAAAUGAUGAUCUGAUCUCAGAAUUUCCAGACAAAUUUGGCUCAUGUGUUCCACAUACUACUAGACCAAAACGAGAUUACGAGGUGGAUGGACGUGAUUACCAUUUUGUCACUUCUCGAGAGCAAAUGGAGAAGGAUAUUCAGGAUCACAAAUUCAUUGAAGCUGGCCAGUACAAUAAUCAUCUUUAUGGAACAAGUGUCCAAUCAGUGCGAGAAGUUGCAGAAAAGGGUAAACAUUGCAUUCUUGAUGUUUCUGGUAAUGCGAUCAAAAGGUUGCAGAUUGCCCAGCUGUACCCAAUCUCCAUUUUUAUUAAACCCAAAACAGUGGAAAAUAUCAUGGAAAUGAAUAAACGCUUAACAGAAGAGCAAGCCAGGAAGACAUUUGAGAGAGCCAUGAAACUGGAGCAAGAAUUCACUGAACACUUCACAGCUAUUGUCCAGGGAGACACUUUGGAAGAAAUCUACAACCAAGUGAAACAGAUCAUAGAGGAACAGUCUGGUCCUUACAUCUGGGUUCCAGCAAAGGAAAAAUUAUGAAAACAGAUUUUUAUUUUUCAUUUUCUAACUGACAUCACCUACUACAUCUGACGACUCUUAAGCCCUUCCAGUGGAGCCUGCCUCUAGUUCUUUCCAGCGUGGUUCAUACCCUAACCAUCACAU
Molecule: messenger RNA, 3221 nt
Organism: Cinclus cinclus
Lineage: Eukaryota; Metazoa; Chordata; Aves; Passeriformes; Cinclidae
Gene: DLG1
Product: discs large MAGUK scaffold protein 1
Exons: 23
Coding region: 603-3098 (831 amino acids)
Biological process (GO): neurotransmitter receptor localization to postsynaptic specialization membrane; chemical synaptic transmission
Cellular component (GO): postsynaptic density membrane; neuromuscular junction; neuron projection
Molecular function (GO): kinase binding
Source: RefSeq, a predicted model, not a curated record